This is a messenger RNA of Fibroporia radiculosa, 1494 nucleotides long. RefSeq lists its product as uncharacterized. NCBI's taxonomy places the organism in Eukaryota, Fungi, Basidiomycota, Agaricomycetes, Polyporales, Fibroporiaceae. The transcript is spliced from 2 exons. The record is from RefSeq and is a predicted model, not a curated record. Bases 1 to 1494 code for a protein of 497 amino acids.
AUGUACGAAGAAGUCUGUCUCCUUUGCGGCAGGCCAGUCACCGUCGACGGACGGGCGUACUGUAGCGACGAGUGCGAGAGCCUCGACGCUACGUCGCCCUCUUUGUCCGCCUCUAGCAGCGCCUAUCCGUCCCCGUACUUGCACUCGAACAAAGGCCCAGGCAGCCUCGCAGACGUGCCUGCUCUAGUCUCCUCUGCACUCGGCCGCUCUCUCAAUGCCAACAGCACCACAAAGUCCCACAAGAGUCGCCACUCCAUCUCCUCCUCGUCCGCCUCCUCCACCGUCUGGUCCACCUUUACUGACGACGAGGAAGACGGGCUCGUCAACCCGUCUUUGAGUGCGAGUGGCGAUGACGACUUUGCAGACAAUCGCGAAUGGCUUGGCGGCGUUGACCCUAGUGCCAAGCUAGCGGGCUCCCUCGGUCACGGUUUGCAUUCACGUGGAUCAGGCCUGUCUUACGCCCGUCGCCCCUCUGGUACCAACAAUCGUUCCACCAUCACCACCCUCAACCGCCGCACUUCGUCAGUUUCAAACCCCUCCAUUGGUAACGCUGGCUCUCCUCGCAGUGUUCCAGCCCCGCCUCCCCUCAGCCCCUUUGAGGACGACUUUGAUGUACCGUCUGUCUCCCUUUCGUCGCUUUCCUCUGCAAACUCUCGUGACGCGCCCCGUAGCCAUGGGCGCAAGUCGAGCACGUCUAGCGAACACGGGAACGCUCACGAGUCCACGGUCACUGUAAAGUCGAGGCGUAACCGGGCCAGUCUCCCUGCUUACUUUUCUCUCCUCACGGCAUCCACUUCAUCCCCUCCUUCCCGCACGCAGCGCUCACCGUCGUCGUUGCAAACUUUGAAUGCCAUCGCACGAUCAUUUCAGUCGUCGCCUCCUACCCCCCGCGUUGCCAACCCCGUUUUGGAUCCCAUCACGGCUUAUUCGCAGGCUCACCCCAAGCCGGAAGGUGUGGAGGCAACCCCUCGAGGUCGGGUCCGGCAGCGCAACCCGAACGCUCGGUCGCCCUCUAGCCGCCGAUCAGCUGCGCGGUCGCCUCCGCGUCAGUACGUCCCCAGCUCUCCACCGCCAUGCGCCCAUCACCGUGUGCUCGUCGGGCCGCAAGCCCGUGCGCGCCUCGACAGUAUCGAGAAGGUCGCCGACUGGGUAUCGCAGAGCCCAGUCGUAGGCCGUGGGCGCACCCUCACACGCCGAAAUAGCUCCCCGCCGAAGAAGCCGCUUUUCGACACGAUCAUAAAUAGCGUUGAGGCGGAUGAUGAUUUGGACGCUGUUCGGGAACUUUUGGAUCGGAGCCUGCAUCCUCAUCGAAUGGUUGCCAGUGAAGAUGUCUUUGUUGCCCGUGGUGACAGGGAGAGACGAGGUAGAAGGAUGGUGGAUGAGUUGGACAAGCUGCCGAUGGGCCCGCACAACUCUGAGGCACCUGGAUACGGGAAUGGACGGAGCGGCCUAAGAGGUCGCGAGAGGGAACGUGGAAGAACUCUGGCGCGUUGA